Messenger RNA from Salarias fasciatus (jewelled blenny), 781 nucleotides. It is a transcript of the gene fgf17, whose product is annotated as fibroblast growth factor 17. The record is from RefSeq and is a predicted model, not a curated record. Lineage: Eukaryota; Metazoa; Chordata; Actinopteri; Blenniiformes; Blenniidae. The transcript is spliced from 5 exons. Gene Ontology annotation, molecular function: growth factor activity. The coding region runs from base 120 to 764 and encodes 214 amino acids.
ACAGGAGACUUUCUGCUGUGGAUGGACAGGUCGAGGAGUGCAUAUGCAACUCAGUGUGGGGAUUUAUUUCUGGGAUUUAUCCGCGUCCACAAUCCCGUUUGUAACCGGAUGAAAUAAGGAUGUACGGAAUAAACCAGCGCUGCUUUUACAUAUCGAUUCAUUUUUUCGUGCUGUGGUGUCACACUCAGGGGGAGAAUCACCCGUCUCCUAAUUUUAACCAGUAUGUGAGGACGCAGGGCGCAGUGACGGACCAGCUCAGCCGCAGACAGGUCAGGGUUUACCAGCUCUACAGCCGCACCAGCGGGAAACACGUCCAGAUUCAGGGCAAAAGAGUCACCGCCACCGCCGAGGAUGGCAAUAUGUACGCUCGCCUCUUUGUGGAGACGGACACGUUCGGCAGCCGAGUGAGGAUACGAGGCGCAGAAAGCGGACGAUACCUCUGCAUGAACCGGAAGGGCAAACUGAUUGGAAAGCCCAGCGGCCGGAGCAGGGACUGCAUCUUCACCGAGAUCGUGCUGGAGAACAACUACACAGCGUUCCAGAACGCCAAGUACGAGGGCUGGUACGUGGCCUUCACCAGGAAAGGGAGGCCCAUCAAGGCGUCCAGGACCAGGGAGAACCAGCGGGAGGUCCACUUCAUCAAGAGGCUGCACACCGGCCCGCCGCCCUUCCCCAACACUGACCAAAGCAAACACUUUGAGUUCAUCCGAUUCCCGUCCACACGGCGGGCCAAGCGGAACAGGAAGUCACGCACCUCUUCCUAACACGGCCGUGGACUGAC